AUGUUAUCGAAAAUACGAAAACCAGGUCAUGUCAUACCAACCAUUUUACUAGCGACGAAGGUCGUUCGCGCUAUUGACCUCAAUCUCGAUGACACAGACUCCAUAAAAUCCGCAGCCAAAACAGCAGCCACCGAAAUGAUGACCUACUACACCGGCUACCGACCAGGCGACAAUCCCGGAAACCUACCAGAUCCAUACUACUGGUGGGAAGCAGGCGCAAUGUUUGGCGCUCUAGUCGAUUACUGGGCGUACACCGGCGACAGCACCUGGAACAACAUGACCACGCAAGCCCUGCUUUGGCAAGCAAGCCCCGACGCGAACUUUAUGCCCAAGAAUCAAACCAUGACGGAAGGAAAUGAUGACCAGGCGUUUUGGGGUAUGGCAGCCAUGUCUGCGGCUGAGCGAAAUUUCCCAAAUCCACCUCCCGAUCAACCGCAAUGGCUGGCGUUGGCGCAAGCGGUUUUCAAUUCGCAAGCGGCUAGAUGGGAUCCCACGACGUGCGGUGGCGGCUUGCGAUGGCAGAUAUUUACCUGGAAUAAGGGAUACGGUUAUAAGAAUACCAUCUCGAAUGGUGGCUUCUUUAAUAUCGCGUCUAGAUUGGCGAAGUAUACUGGAAAUCAAACGUAUGCCGAGUGGGCUGAUAAGACGUGGCAGUGGACAGUCGAUGUUGGGUUUCUCACGCCCGAAUAUCGGUUUUGGGAUGGAGCGGAUGACGCGACGGACUGCAAGAAUUAUAACCUGAUUGAAUGGACGUACAACUCAGGAGUAUAUCUGCUGGGUGCAGCGAAUAUGUAUAACUAUACCAACGGUAGUGACAUUUGGAGAGACCGCACACUUCAUAUCCUCAACGCAACAAACGUUUUCUUCAGCACAGACCCUGAAAAGGUGAUGUACGAACGUGCCUGCGAGCCCGUAGGAACCUGUCAAGUCGAUCAAAAGUCCUUCAAAGCACACCUUGCCCGCUGGAUGGCAGCGACCACUCAAAUGGCUCCAUUCACCUACGAUAUCAUAAUGCCUCGACUACGCACAUCAGCCCUCGCAGCAGCAAAGACCUGCACGGGCGGUCCCAACGGAACCAGCUGUGGACUGAAAUGGACCGAACAAAAAUGGGAUGGUAAUCGAGGUGUGGGAGAACAGAUGAGUGCUCUGGAAGUGAUUCAGAGUAAUCUGAUCCAUGAAGUCGCGCCGCCUGUCACAGAUGCGAAUGGUGGCACGAGCAGAGGUAAUCCUGCUGCUGGUUCGGGACCGAAUGGUCGUCCCAGUGGCAGCGGUGACGCGUCGCAGGGAAAGUCGGGUGAUUUCAGAACUCGGGAGAUUACGACCGCGGACAGGGCUGGAGCUGGGAUAUUGACGACUUUGUUUCUGGCAGGUGUUGUUGGGGGAACGGGGUGGAUGAUUUAUGAAAAGUGA
Messenger RNA from Talaromyces stipitatus ATCC 10500, 1410 nucleotides. Its product is annotated as cell wall glycosyl hydrolase Dfg5, putative. Bases 1 to 1410 code for a protein of 469 amino acids. Gene Ontology annotation, biological process: carbohydrate catabolic process; fungal-type cell wall biogenesis. The transcript is spliced from 3 exons. NCBI's taxonomy places the organism in Eukaryota, Fungi, Ascomycota, Eurotiomycetes, Eurotiales, Trichocomaceae. The record is from RefSeq and is a predicted model, not a curated record. Gene Ontology annotation, molecular function: mannan endo-1,6-alpha-mannosidase activity.